UCAGGAGAAAAACCAAUAACGCCAUGGUUGGACAAAGUUUCUUACCCAAUUCACAUGAAGAAUCUAUCACUUCAGGAUGUUGAAGAACUUGCAGCAGAAAUUAGAGAAGAAGUUGUGUAUUCAGUUUCGAAAUCAGGUGGCCAUUUAGGUUCAAACUUAGGCACUGUUGAGCUGACUGUGGCAUUGCAUUACGUCUUCGAUGCACCUCAAGACAAGAUCGUAUGGGACGUCGGCCAUCAGGCUUAUGCACAUAAGAUUCUUACGGGGAGGAGGAGUAGAAUGCAAACAGUAAGGAAGGCUGGGGGACUCUCCGGAUUUCCAAGAAGGGAUGAAAGUAUUUAUGAUACUUUUGGUGCUGGACACAGCUCUACAAGCAUUUCAGCUGCUCUUGGCAUGGCAAUUGCAAGGGAUUUGAAAGGAGAAGAAAACAAUGUUGUUUCAGUGAUAGGAGAUGGAGCGAUGACGGCAGGACAAGCAUAUGAAGCCAUGAACAACGCAGGCUAUCUCAAUUCCAAUCUCAUCAUCAUCCUCAACGACAACGCCCAAGUCUCUCUCCCAACCGCCACCCUCGACGGUCCAGCCCCUCCCGUAGGAGCCCUCAGCGCUGCAUUAGCGGAGCUCCGACAACGACCAUUCGUGGGAGCCACAGAGGUGAAGAAGACAAAGAAUAUGGUGGGGUGUGGUUUGUUUGGAGAUCUUGGUUUACAGUAUGUGGGUCCAGUGGAUGGGCAUAAUGUUAGAGAAUUGGUGUCCACUUUUGAAGAUGUGAAGCAAAGGUGUAAGAAUAAUAAUAAUAAUGAUAAAGGUCCAUUUUUUAUCCAUGUCUUUACACAAAAAGGGAAGGGCUAUCCUCCAGCUGAGGCUGCACCCGAUAGAAUGCAUGGAGUGGUGGAGUUUGAGGCAAAGACAGGGAAGCAGGUGAAAAAUACCAAAUCGAAAGCACAACUUUCAUUCAGUCAAUACUUUGCGGAGUCACUGAUUAAAGCAGCAGAAUGUGACGAUAGGAUUGUAGGGAUCCAUGCCGCGAUGGGAGCUGGAACAGCGCUUAAUUACUUCCAGAAGCGAUUUCCAGAUCGGUGCUUCGAUGUGGGGAUUGCGGAGCAGCACGCCGUGAGUUUUGCGGCUGGGUUGGCCACACAGGGGAUGAAACCAUUUUGCUCUGUUUACUCCACUUUCCUUCAACGUGCCUUUGAUCAGGUACAUGAUGUAGAUCUUCAAAAAUUACCGGUUCGGUUUGUGGUGGAUCGGGCGGGUUUGGCGGGUCCUGAAGGUCCAACCCAUUGUGGAGCAUUUGAUAUUCUAUAUACUUCUUGUUUGUCCAACAUGAUCGUCAUGGCACCAUCUGAUGAAGCUGAGCUUAUUCGCAUGGUGGCCACAGCAAUUGUCAUUGAUGACAGACCAAGCUGCUUCAGGUUUCCAAAGGGCAAUGGAAUUGGAGCACUUCUCCCUCUCCAUUACAAAGGAACCCCACUUGAGAUUGGAAAGGGUAGGGUAUUGAUGGAAGGCAAUAGGGUUGCUCUCUUGGGGUAUGGAUCAAUAGUUCAACAAUGUCUUGAAGCUGCAAGAAUUCUGAAAACUCUAGGUGUUUCCACGACGGUUGCAGAUGCAAGAUUUUGCAAGCCUCUCGACUCAGAACUCGUCAAGUGCUUAGCUAAGCAGCAUGAGAUCCUUAUUACUGUAGAGGAGGGCUCAAUAGGAGGCUUUGGAUCACAUGUUUCACAAUUCUUAAGCUUAACUGGAAUCUUAGAUGGACCACUUAAGUUUAGGGCUAUGGUACUUCCAGAUAGAUACAUUGAACAAGGAUUGCCUCACCAUCAGCUAGAAGAAGCUGGGUUGUCUGCCAUGAAUAUUGUUUCAGUAGCACUAUCUCUUCUUGGGACAGCAAAGGAACGUGAUGAAAUUAAAUUAGUCUAA
Molecule: messenger RNA, 1914 nt
Organism: Cucumis melo (muskmelon)
Lineage: Eukaryota; Viridiplantae; Streptophyta; Magnoliopsida; Cucurbitales; Cucurbitaceae
Product: probable 1-deoxy-D-xylulose-5-phosphate synthase 2, chloroplastic
Exons: 9
Coding region: 55-1914 (619 amino acids)
Biological process (GO): terpenoid biosynthetic process
Molecular function (GO): 1-deoxy-D-xylulose-5-phosphate synthase activity
Source: RefSeq, a predicted model, not a curated record